AUGGCUGGCACCAACUACAAUCACGACGCUGAGAAGGAUGUGCCCCUCCACAUUGACGAUGUCGAAACAUCGGAAAAGGACCUUGCACAAAAGGGCACACCCGAGGGUGUUGAUUAUACCGGCGCAGUCGCGAAGACCGACCCAGCAGAGAUCGCCCUGGUGCGCAAGCUAGACAUGCGCGUGAUGCCAGCACUUUUCGCCAUGUACUUUCUAAACAAGCUCGACCAAAACGCAAUCGCCAACGCCCGCCUCGAUGGUCUAGAGAAAGACUUAGGUCUCCGUGGCAGCCAGUACAACACGUGCAUCUCCAUCCUCUACGUCGGCUACCUCUUCGCCCAGAUCCCCAGCAACAUGCUCAUGUCCUCGCGCAAAGUGCGGCCCUCGCUCUACAUGGGCAUUUGCUGCACAGUCUGGGGCUGCGUGGCUGCCCUCACCGCGCUGGUCAAGAACUACACUGGACUCGUGCUUGUGCGCUUUUGCCUUGGGUUCGUUGAAGCGCCGUUUUACCCAGGAGCGCUGUACAUCCUGAGUAUGUUUUAUACACGCAAGGAGAUUGCGACAAGAGUGGCUAUUCUUUAUGCCGGGAAUAUUUUUGCAGUGUCGUUUGCGGGGCUGAUUGCUGCGGCGGUGUUUGCGACGUUGAGUGAUAAGCAUGGGAUGCAUGGAUGGCAGUGGCUGUUCAUUAUCGAGGGAAUAGUUACGGUGGGCGUAUCGAUCGUUUGCAUCUUCUUGCUGCCUGAUGAGCCAUUGACGACGAAGUGGCUUACACCUGAACAACGCCAAUUGGCCCACGACCGUAUUCAGAGGGACACUGUUGGUCUUGAGCCGAGCAAGGGAUCAAGAGCGGGCUUUAUGCAAGCACUUCGCGAUCCUCGUCUCUACCUGCUUGUUUUCAUGCAGAACAUGCAUCUGAGCGCCACUUCGUUCAACCAGUUCUUCCCUACGGUCGUCAAAUCUCUAGGCUUCAACAGGACGAUCACUCUAGUUCUAACGGCUCCACCGUCACUAGUUGCGGGCGUUGUCGGUAUCUGCGUUGGAAUCUCAUCCGGAAAAUACAACGAUAGAACAUGGCAUAUCACCGUCAUGAUGGGUCUCGCCGUCAUUGGUUUCGCGAUCAGUGCUGCUACUCUUAACCUUGCCGCACGCUAUGUAUCGUGCUUCCUCUUCGCAUCUGGUGUCUACUCUGUCAAUUCCGUCAUUCUAGGCUGGGUCUCUGGUACACUCGGACAAACUACUGAAAAGAAAGCCGUCUCAUUGUCGAUUGUCAAUGUCGUUUCGAUGGCGAGUUUCAUCUACACACCUUAUUUGUACCCCGAGAGCGACGGCCCCAAGUACGUCAUUGCUAUGAGUAGUAAUGCGGCGUUUUCAGCGGCGUGUAUUGCGUCUGCUUGGGCAUUGAGGAUAUGGCUUCAAGUUACGAAUAAGCGGCUACGAAGGGAUGGGGUUAAUGUGUUUUAUGCUUAUUGA
Molecule: messenger RNA, 1467 nt
Organism: Bipolaris zeicola 26-R-13
Lineage: Eukaryota; Fungi; Ascomycota; Dothideomycetes; Pleosporales; Pleosporaceae
Exons: 5
Coding region: 1-1467 (488 amino acids)
Biological process (GO): transmembrane transport
Cellular component (GO): membrane
Molecular function (GO): transmembrane transporter activity
Source: RefSeq, a predicted model, not a curated record